AUGCCAGUUCCGGUACUGAUAGGGAUUGCCGAUAUUAAGAAUCGGAGUGAGGAGGUUAUUGAACCGCUGGAAUUAAUGCUCUCCGCGAUCCACGCUGCUCUCUUAGAUACCUCCUUACCGGUUUCUGAAAUCUCUGAUCUCCAAUCCUCCAUCGAUUCCAUCUCCGUAGUCAAUACAUGGACGUGGCGAUACUCUGACCUUCCUACGCUUAUAUCUCAACGAUUAGGCUUAGAAGCGAGUGUUGGAGGAGAAAAAGAAAAGGGAAGGGAAGUUUAUAGAGAGUUAAGUCAUCAUGGAGGUGAUAGUCCUGUGAGGAUGGUUGAUGAAGCUGCGAGGAGGAUUGCGAGGGGGGAGUGUAGAUUGGGGGUUGUGGUUGGGGGGGAGGCGUUGGGGAGUUUGAGUCAGCUCAAGGGGAAGAAACCUCAGGGUUGGACAGAAGAAGAUAAAUCCGCACGCGGAGUUUCAGUUAGUGAUCUGGAGGGGGUGGGAGAUAGCAAACGCCACAAAAUCGGCCUCCCAAUCCACAUCUACCCACUCUACGAAAACGCCUUCCGCGCCCAUCGCAACCAAUCUCUCUAUGAUAACCACGCCGAAUCAGCAGAAUUGUAUGCUCGAUUCGCGAAAGUUGCGGAGAAGAACCCUGUGGCGUGGAAUUUUGGGACGCCUGCGAAGACGAAGGAGGAGAUUGGGGCGGUGGGGAAGGCGAAUAGGAUGAUUUGUUAUCCUUACCCAUUACUGAUGAAUGCGUUUAAUAAUGUCAAUCUUGCGGCGGCGUGCGUGCUUACUUCUGUGGAGUUCGCGAGGGAAUUGGGGAUUGAUGAAAGUCGAUGGAUUUACCCGUUGGGUGGUGCGGGGACGAGUGAUAGUGAACGAUUCUGGGAACGGCCGAACUUUUAUGAGAGUCCUUCGAUUUCGAGGUCGUUGGAUGCGGGGCUUGAAGCUGCUGGGUUGAGGAAAGAUGAUGUUGAUAUGUUUGAUUUUUAUUCAUGUUUCCCUAUUGUCCCCAAAUUGGCGUGUCAACAUCUGGGUAUUCCUAUAACGAAAUAUGAAAAGCCGAUUACGCUUUUAGGUGGACUGACGUCGUUUGGAGGAGCGGGGAAUAACUAUUCUAUGCAUGCUCUCACAGCGAUGGUACGAGAAUUGAGAAAAGGGAAAAUUCGGAAUGGAUUGGUGCUUGCAAAUGGAGGUGUGGCUACUUAUCAGCAUGUUAUUUGUCUUUCGAAUCGUCCGAGGAGUUCUCCGUAUCCGACUGAGAAUCCUCUUCCUGGACUUUUAGAAGAUGGAUCUGUGCCGGAGAUUGAUGAGAUCGCGGAGGGUGAGGCGGUGAUUGAAACAUACACAGUUGAGUUCGGACGAGAUGGGAAACCGAAGAGAGGUUUUGUCGUUGGUCGAUUAAAGGAGAAUGGACAUCGGUUUGUCGCUAAUGAGGCGGAUGAGGUUUCUCUGAAGCAGCUUGCGAGUGACUUGAGGGAACCGAUUGGGAGGAGUGGAUGGGUGUCAAAUCGUGAUGGGAGAAAUGUGUUUCGCUUUGACUUGGAAGGGAAACUGUAA
Molecule: messenger RNA, 1551 nt
Organism: Glarea lozoyensis ATCC 20868
Lineage: Eukaryota; Fungi; Ascomycota; Leotiomycetes; Helotiales; Helotiaceae
Product: Thiolase-like protein
Exons: 8
Coding region: 1-1551 (516 amino acids)
Molecular function (GO): acyltransferase activity
Source: RefSeq, a predicted model, not a curated record